Messenger RNA from Girardinichthys multiradiatus, 787 nucleotides. RefSeq names its product ubiquitin-conjugating enzyme E2C (gene ube2c). The transcript has 7 exons. NCBI's taxonomy places the organism in Eukaryota, Metazoa, Chordata, Actinopteri, Cyprinodontiformes, Goodeidae. The record is from RefSeq and is a predicted model, not a curated record. The coding region runs from base 176 to 700 and encodes 174 amino acids.
AACAUUGUGCGUCUUGUGGUUUUGAAAGUCGGGCGCUGAUUGGCUGUUUGUAAAGAAAAGUCGGUUUAAACUGAGGGGCGGGAGAAAGUUCAGUUUGUACUCCGAACCGGCACCAGCUCUAUUCGGACUGAGACCGAACUAACACCUAACUUGUACCUGCAGCAACCGGACCGCCAUGGCCUCCCAGAACAUGGACCCCGCAGCGGCUGCAGCUUCAUCCACAGCUGCCCUGAAGGGGAGUGAUAGCGCCAGCAGCGCGACCAGAGGCUCGGUGACCAAGCGGCUGCAGCAGGAGCUGAUGACCCUCAUGAUGUCAGGUGAUAAGGGCAUCUCGGCGUUUCCUGAAUCAGAUAAUCUCUUUAAAUGGGUUGGAACCAUCGAUGGAGCUCAAGGGACGGUGUAUGAAGGGCUGCGGUACCGACUGUCCCUGGAUUUUCCGGCCGGGUAUCCAUAUCAGGCCCCACGUGUGAAGUUUGUGACUCCAUGCUUUCAUCCCAACGUGGACAAUCAGGGAUUUAUCUGUCUGGACAUCUUGAAGGAAAAGUGGUCUGCUCUGUAUGAUGUUCGCUCCAUUCUCCUGUCCAUCCAGAGCCUGCUGGGAGAACCCAACAACGACAGUCCUCUGAACAUGGCCGCAGCAGAUAUGUGGGAGAACCAAGAUGCCUUCCGAGCUCACCUCCACGCCACAUUCCAGAAGUGAAGCAGCUCCUCCUUUCUUCCUACUGCCUGAUUGUAUCAUAUUUUUAUGUUUGUUCGCCAUACUGUGUUAAUAAAGUUCUUAAUUCAA